GCGGCUACGUGUGAGAUACGCCCCCUUAUAGCUAAAGCUUAGCACAAAACUACAUUAGAAGAAAGCAGAAAGAUGCCUGUAAGCAAGAGAGACGCAGAACGUGCCUUGGCUAUUAUUGAAAAUCUGAUAACACAGGGUGAAUCUUCUUUAGAUACAAAAGGUCAGUCCUCAUCAACUGCCCGUUAUAAUGAAGAUGAACUACUACGUAGCUUAUCCAAUCUUCAGUCUACUGCAGAUAUCAUGAAAAGUCCACUGUUCUCAUCACUCGUUCAAAUCCAAAGCCAAUACGAUCAGACAGUCAGAGAGAAACCCCUAACAUGUUCCAGUCUAUCAACAGAUCCUGGUAAAAAGACUGGUCUGAGGUUAGAAAGUGACCCCACCCUUCUUUUUCAAUUUCAACAGAGAUAUGGCAUCACUAAUGCAGAAAUGCACCCGAACAGAUUUGCUAUUGCUAAGUUAUCAACAGAGGCAACGAAAGAUGGUUCCCAUAUUGAACACAGCGGACAAUCACCUGUUUUUUUUCAACCCGAAACUGUUUCUAGCUUUCCAUCUACAUUUGUUGGUGACCUAUCAUUUGAAGAGCCCCAAAAAGAACGUUCAAAAUCGUUGAAGAAACCGGUCCGGAAAGUUACUACAACAAAGUUAUUUAGCCGCAAGGCAAGUACAGUUAGCACUGGAAGCGUUUCUCUUGCUGAUUUAGCGGCUGUUACUGUCAUAACUAACUCUGGCAAUGAACUUAGUGACAUCAUUCACAACUCAAGCAUUGCGCUAGGGAAUGCGGUUGCCUCCAGUGAGAGUAGUCUGUCUUCUUUUAUAUCAGAUGUUUCAAAACCAUCGCUACUCAUGGCUAUCGAACAGGAGACAUUCCCUACUGCAUGUCAACCGAAGUCCCCACAAAAUAAUGAGGAUUCCGUAGAGGCUUUGAGACAGCAGGAAGGGAAAAUAGAGAUCACUGAUGAAAAUAUGUAUGUAACUCCUGAUAUGUGCAGUUGUCCUGUCGAUAAAUUGUUUGUAUCUCAUGAACAAGAUCAAGAAGACUCUCAAAGCGAUAUUGAUCUGCAGGUGGUGAGCUCAACCGAUGCUGUUAUCACGAACUGGGAUGUAAAAUGUGGAAAACGUACCGCCAGGAGUCAAAAUUGGUAUGCUGAAAUUGAAGAAACUGAUAAACCAAAGGAUAGUCUUUUUUUUAUGAGAGAUGAAGGAAGUCAAGCAAAAAUCAGAGAGAUCGCGAAACCAAAGCAGUCAAGAUACGUGACAUUGAAAUUACCUGAUGGUAGAGGAGUGGGACUAGGAAUGGAUUUGGUUGGUGUGAGCUCAACUGGCGUAUUUGUUAGUGAGCUAUAUCCAGGAUGCGUGGCUUUCUCUUCUGGCCUGAUCCAUGAAGGAGAUCAAGUUUUACAGCUCAACCAACACGACACAAGGAGUAUGGCCAGCUUUGAAGUUGACAUGCUGAUCAGAGAAAUAUCCCCUGGUUCUGAAAUAUACCUAGUACUUAUACAUAACCCAAUAGGGUGGAUUGAAUAUCAAAAGCUAUGUCAGUAGUGACAAUUUUAUGCAAGUUUACAGUCUAUACAUUAGUUAUGCAUCUAUCUAAUUAUGUGUCACUGAAUUGUAAUUAUUAAAUGCAUAAUUAUAUACAUGUAACCACAUAUUUUUUAUGAACCAUUCCCUGUCAUUUUGACAUCAACUCUCAACUCAAAUAAUUAUUUUCGUGACUUGUACAUGUAUAUAAUUUAUUCAUAUAGAGUCUACUUCGUCUUCG
Halichondria panicea is the source of this 1762-nucleotide messenger RNA. RefSeq lists its product as uncharacterized. NCBI's taxonomy places the organism in Eukaryota, Metazoa, Porifera, Demospongiae, Suberitida, Halichondriidae. The coding region runs from base 73 to 1542 and encodes 489 amino acids. Gene Ontology annotation, molecular function: protein binding. The transcript has 8 exons. The record is from RefSeq and is a predicted model, not a curated record.